This is a messenger RNA of Stylophora pistillata, 3279 nucleotides long. RefSeq names its product beta-1,4-N-acetylgalactosaminyltransferase 3. The record is from RefSeq and is a predicted model, not a curated record. Gene Ontology annotation, molecular function: acetylgalactosaminyltransferase activity. Lineage: Eukaryota; Metazoa; Cnidaria; Anthozoa; Scleractinia; Pocilloporidae. Gene Ontology annotation, cellular component: Golgi cisterna membrane.
UCAGUUUACAUUCUUUCAAAAUCCUUUUCAAAUGCUUGGCAACAGACCCACGUUAUUUUCUUUUUGAAAAUCAGCGACACCGAUUUACAAAAGGAAACGAUGUUUUGUUGGUAGAAGUCUAGGAUCUGCAUAAUGAAGAGCUUUAUUAAAACGCAGUUGACAGUACAUACAACCGGAUUUUCCACCACAAAGUUUAUUCCUUUCCGGAGCAUUUAAACCAAGACUGAACCCUAUGUUUCAAACUUUGGUUUCAAUAGUGCCACGACGCCGAUUGAAAACGCUAAUAUGGCUGAUGGUUGUUGUCGUAUUGUUACAAUCUCUUUUUUUCUUUAUCGUCGACGAAGUUCGAUCGAGUGACGCCCGGGUUACCAAACAAGACUGUUCUUCGACGAAAAACUCAGGUAUUGUAAGAACCUUGCCCUUAGGUUAGUAGCUCCAUAUUCAAAAUUAAUAAUUAUAUGACAUUUUAGAUUGGGAAAUCUGAACAAAGACUUCUGUCGAUAUUCUUUUAAUGGUAAGAUGAUUACGAAAGUAUUCUAUCUUGCUGGUUCUUCUAUGUCCUACUGAUAACGUAGACUGACUUUAAAAUCAAUCAUCGUUACAUACGGUUUGCCUUGGCAAAAACUUCUAGUUUAAAUUUUAUAAUUAUGAUAGUGACAGGAAUAAAGUGAAAUAUAUAGCAAUUUUCCCUCAAAUUUUUCUGAAGGAAGUCCUUUUACUGGUAACUCAACUGUGAUACAAGUCAGGGCACUUGACGAAACUUAUCUUCUUUAUUCAUAAGUUCCCUUUCGUUUAGGAGAUAAUUUCAGUUUUAAAGCGAAUUCUCAUCGGAGGACUUUUUACUUCAGAAGAGAUUUCCAAUGAGAAGUUGACUGAUCCGGCCUUUUUUCGAAGUAAUCGCGGAUUAUUUUUACAUGUGGAGAACAUUCCAGUCGUAAGAUCAACUGAUACAGAGGAAGGUCUAGAGAAUGGUGGAGCGAAUUAUACAGAAAAAGAUGCGCAGCCGACGUCAAGAGAAAAUACAGGGAUUUCUCAAAUAACAGCUGAACUGGCUAAAAGUAACUAAGAGUCACAAAGACCUUUCUCCACAGAUGGAAAAUUGAGUGAUGGCGACGAAUUGACUGGAGUUAACUGCAAACAAUUCAGAAAUAGGACAUCUGUAAAUGGUCAUCUGAACCUGCAUGAGUGGCGCGGAUGGUGUGGACACGCCGUUGACGAUCUAAGAAGAGAACCACUAUUUCCUUUUAAACCACAAGUCAACACUGUUCUUGACAAGUUCGCUACAAAUGUAACAAAAAGGUCACUGAGCGGAAAUCGAAUAUUUGGCUACGUUCAUCCUCCGACCACAGGUGACUUUGUUUUCGCUAUUAGCUCAGCUGACGGUUCAGAGCUCUGGUUGAGUUCAAAUGACGAUCCAAAAAAUUCGAAAAAAAUUGCCUAUCUUGGAGACCCUGGUAACCAGUAUGGAGCCAGUACUCAUUUCGGAAAGUUUCAAGUAAAGGCGUCUCAAACCUCAGAGGCCAUCAGACUUGAAGCGGGAAAAGCAUAUUAUGUGGAGGUUCUUCAAAAGCAAAAGUAUAACCAAGAUCACGUAGAAGUAGCGUGGAAAAUGCCAGGGGACGAAAGUCUUGAAAUAAUUGGCUCACGUUACAUCUCCCAGUACAUGGAUUAUUCAGCCGAGAAAGCAGAAAUCAGUGCAAGACUUUUAUGCAUUUGUAAAGAUCACCCGACUUUAUCAUUUGCAUAUGAUGAGUUCAUGACUCGUGAACAGUAUGAUUUGCGGGACGACUUCCAUUCUCGAGUUGAAGAUCUUCCUCACUCCGAAGUUUCGGACAUCCUCCCGUCGUGUCCUUACCAACCGUCUUAUGUAAUCUCGAAAAAACUCUAUGAAAAUGAGGCCUUCGUUGGAAACUUUAUCCAGCGUCCUCGAGUCUUUCCAAACGAUCGAACGGAUAUCAACAUGUCACAUGACAUUAACAACCAUAUCAGCUGGGGAAACAAAAAGCUUGGAAAAAAUGACGCUUUGCAGAUUGUAUCUACAUACAUGGAAGCUCUCGCUAAAAAGAAAGGGGACAGAUUCGUUCUUAAGGAGAUCGUCAACGUGGAAGCAAAAGAUGAUCCUAAAAAGGGAACCCGUUAUUUGCUGGAAAUGGAACUCCUGGACAAAACCAAAGAACGUUCUGUUCGUUUAUCAGAAUAUGUUUACAGACCCGUAAAAAACGACACUGUUCUUUGUGACCCAGAAGGCUUCCAGUGGAAACGAAAUGUCACAGUUUUUAUGGUGAUAACAGUUAAGAACUAUGGACCAUGGAUCAGAUUCCUAGUAAAUCAAUUGGCUCAGAUUUACGAGAAAGGAUACGACAGUAACUUCUUCCUUGUCAUCGUGGAUUUCAACAGUAGUGAUAUUGAUCUUUUUCAACUCAGAGAAAAUAGUGGAAUUAAAGACCGGAUUGCCAUUCUACGACAUUUCACUGAAUUUCACAAGACGAGGGCUUUAAACGACGGAGUGCGUUACAUCAAGGAUCCAAACAGUAUCAUCUUUACAGCAGAUCUGCACAUAAAGUUCCCAGUUAAUAUAUUUGACGUCGUACGAAAGCACGCGAUUCAAGGCAAAAGUUUUUACUCACCAGCAGUUCUAAAGCUGAAAUGUGGUUACUCUAUUACACAUCAACAAGCUUACUGGGAAAUGAUGGGCUAUGGUUUGUUCGGAGCGUACAAGUCGGACUGGGACAGUUUUGAAGGACUAGACGAAGUCAAAUUCACUACACGAUGGGGCGGUGAAGACUGGGAUUUAAUGGACAGAGCUAUUGGUGCUAAUUUAGAGGCUGAAAGGUUUAGACUUCCCAAGCUGUAUCAUUACCACCACGAAAGGAAAAGUGACUGGUAUGAAUUUGCGCGAAUGUAAUCGAUAGAAGAAGCUGUAAUUUGACAGAAAGGAGGGAUAAAAGAACUAAAGGAUCUGUUAAUUAUGACAGCCGUUCGUCGACGUUCCUUGACCCAACUUCUUAUCAGCUUAUUGACGAUGGAGUAGAGUUACUGUGUAAUUGCAGUAAAUCUUAUUCAAGUUCGGGCAUGCUGUGAUAUUUUCACCAUAAUCGUAGCACUGACUAAUAUGAAGGUUAUUUCGUGGGCUGUGAAUCGGAUCCUGCUCGAGAUGUAGAAGGCAGAAAAGCAAGUUUACAGGUCUCGGAACAAAUUUAAAGCUUAAACCAAAACUGCUCGUUUACAUGAACUUAACAAUAAUGAUAUUCAUGCUUUUUAAAAAAUAAAUUUUGUAUA